Saccharomycodes ludwigii is the source of this 2814-nucleotide messenger RNA. It is a transcript of the gene MTC4, whose product is annotated as Mtc4p. The coding region runs from base 1 to 2814 and encodes 937 amino acids. The transcript has a single exon. Lineage: Eukaryota; Fungi; Ascomycota; Saccharomycetes; Saccharomycodales; Saccharomycodaceae. The record is from RefSeq and is a predicted model, not a curated record.
AUGAAGGGCUUUAUUAAGAAAAGAAAGAAAUCCAAACAAUUACAAACGCAACAUACCAGCAAUGAGGAACAACCAUUAAUAACAACCAGAGGAACCAUGGGAUCCACCUCUUCAUCUUUAUCAACUUCACAGCCUCCCAAAGAAUCAGACUGUGAUACAGGACUAGAAAAGGAACAUAAAAGGAAUAGCUACUUUUCAAUAUUGUCAGAGGAUAAGAGUGCACCUAGCAGUAGUCUUAAUAUUAGCAGUAUAAACAAUACCAGUGGUAGUACUACUAGUACCAUCAAUAAGAAAAAAUUAAGAAAGAAUCAUUACAUAGAAACUAAAGUUUUAAAUAGUAGUAGCAGUACCAGCACUGGCAGUACUAGCAACACUAGUUCCAAUAUAAGUGGAUCUGAUUCCAAUGGGAGAAUAAUACCGAGAAAUAAACCAUCGAUAACUUAUAAUAAUAUUAAGAAAGACUAUCAUUAUACGGAGAAGGAAUUACCAGAACUAGAACAAAAACCAGUUUUUAAAAAUGAACAAGAAAUAACGGCUAAUAAUGAAAACAGUACCACUCAUAAGAAUGACACAACUGAUAUUAUUAAAGAAAGAAAAAAAAAUGAUAGAAAAUCCUCCCAAAGACAAAAGCAACAUCGCGAAAUAUCACCAACACAUGUAGGUGAAUUAUCUAAAUGGCUAUUGACCAACACCAAGCCGCAGCUAUUAGCCGAUUUAAAUAUAGAAGACCUUUCCUUAGAAACAUUAGCUAAUACCUCGGAUAAAAAUAGCAUUAUCAACAAUGAUAUACACAUAGAUAAUAACAUGGUCAAUUCUAACACUCAAGGAUCAAUGAAUAUUGGUCCUAAUGGUAGCAACAAUAGUAUCGCAGACGAUAAAGGCAACCCGCCAUUAAAAAUUAACUCUAUGGUCAAUAAUGGCGCUCGCAUUGGUUUGGAUGAUAUAGAUAUACUGUCUCCACCAAAAGUAGUCAUUACGCCCAAAAUUGUUAAAAUACAAACAUAUUUAACAUAUUAUUACAUGGUUUUGACCAAAACUGAAGGGUAUUAUAACCCAUUGCAAACUAUUAGAAAUAGGAAAUUACACAAAGGUCAUGUAUCAUACUUAAAAAGCAAUGUAAUUACUGAUCCACCACCAAUUCCGGUCUUAGAAUUUAGUCAUAAGUUUGGUUCACGUCGUUAUCACAAGCACCAUUUUUCAAUGCCUCAUUAUAAUACAAUGUUUGAUAAUAGCGAAAGUAGCGAUGAUAGUACUUCAACGGAAACUCAUUAUAACCGUAAAUUCAAUCAUUCUGCUGUACACAAUAUUUAUAGUCAUAAAUUCCAUACUAAUAACGCCGACUGCAAUAGCGAAGAGGAGGAGAACAAGAAAAAGGACAACAGUUCGGAAGCAGUAAAUGAAAUAAGUGAAGAAAGUAUGAGCAGCGAUAUCUCUGAUAGUGAUAUCAAUGAUUCCAAUAGCAACUCCAGUAGUUCUGAGGCUACUUUUAGUGAUAGUGAUGAUGGUGCUGAUAAUUUCAUAUACAGCCAUAUUAACAAUGUUAAUCGACAUUUAAAACAUAGGAAGAAGAUGCAGAAGAAGAAAAAAAAAAUUUUCACAAAAAGGGAAAAAAAGAAGAAAGAGGAACAGAAGAAGAAGAAGAAGAAGAAGAAGAAGAAUAAUAAGAAUAAGGACAGUGACGAGAAUGCUACAAAUAAUGUUAAGAUUUGGAAGUGGUUUGUUGGUGUCAAUGAAAGAUAUAAUGAUCUAAAUUGGCAAAAUAGAAGAACUUCCGGAAUGGCAGAAAAUUUCACAGACGAUACUGAUAAUAUGACCAAACUAGCACAAACUAGAAAGUUAUUCACUGGCAAAAAUCAAAAGGAUACAUUGAAACAUAACGCAUCAGAUGAUAGCCAGGAUCAUAAUGAUUAUACAGAGGAGCUGGACAAAGAAGAACAGGAAACUAGGAAUAACUCCAACUUUUUUACUCAGAAAAGUAAACAAGAUUAUAUUAUGGAUAAUAACAAAAGGGAUGCUAGUAGUACUAGCACCGAGAGCGAAGAAGAAAACGAUGAUAACAAUAUACCGUCUGUUAAAGAAGUAGAAGAAGAAUUUAUAGAGGAUGUUGAAGAAGAAGAACGCAGGGGCGAUAACAAUGCAGAUUUCCCAUUGGUGGAUUUGAAAAACAAUCACGAUAUUUUCAAGAAAAAACAGCAGUGGCAAGAUAUACUAUAUUACAAAGCAAUGAACGAAUUAUUAUUACACCAGAAUCAAACAAUCAAUUUAAAUUAUAAUAAAAUCAUCUUAAAAGAGACACAAGACUUGAAUACGAUAUGUGAGGGAUGUGGAUUACAAAAUAAAACGAUCCAAGUGUCACAGAAUUUAGAAAAAUUUGUCAAUUUACCUCUUUGUAAACCAAAAGAUUUGAAGUUACCAUCACAAAACUUGAUUGAAGAUUUGUUUUUAAGCGCUGAUAGCGCACUCACGGAAAUCAACACCACUUUAACAUUCAAGUUGAAAAUGUGUGCCAAUUUCGCCAUUAACCAUAUGCCUGCGUCGAUUAUCAUCAAUAAUUUGCAAUGCAAUAAUGGUAACGUCGGUAUUGACAGAAAUACUGGUACUGGUACUUCAAAUGAUACCAUAAACGAUAAUAACAACAGGAACUUUUUAAACAGUGCUUUUAUUCCAUCUGUGUUAUUGAAUAAGAAUGGUAACAAUGGAGCAUUAAAGAGAAUUUGGUAUUUUAUAUUAGAGUAUUUAAUCAUGAUUUUAUUUUGGAUCAUUUGGAUAAUUUUCAUAUUAUGGAAAGGUAUAUUGUCGUUAAUAGGUUUGUGA